CUCUGGAAAUUGUCUAGGUUGCGUAUUCGGUACGUGAUGCCGGCGGCGCACCUGACGCUGCGCGAGGAGGACGUGGUGCGAUUGACCUUGGAGUUUCUCCACAGCCGUGACCUUCACAUCUCGCAGCUCUCACUCGAGCGCGAGACCGGCGUGAUAAACGGCCAAUACAGCGACGACGUACUCUUUCUUCGCCAGCUAAUCCUCGAUGGACAAUGGGACGACGUGCUCGAGUUCAUCCAGCCAUUGGAGGCGCUCUCGGACUUCGACAUGAGGAAGUUUACGUAUUCGAUCCUGCGUCACAAAUACGUCGAGCUACUAUGCAUCAAAUCCGAAGCGAACGUCAUCGCCGCCGGUACCAAUGGCAGUGUCGACAACGCUGUGGAAGAGGUCGUCAAGGUGUUGAAUGAUCUUGAAAAAGUCGCGCCUUCCAAAGACGAGUACAGCAGUCUAUGUCUAUUGCUUACUUUGCCGCGACUGACGGAUCAUCUGCAGUACAAAGAUUGGAACCCCAGCAACGCUAGGGUGCAAUGUUUCCGCGAGGUUCAUCCUCUGGUAGAGAAAUUUCUACCGGGCGACAGGAAGAGUAUCGACUCCGCGCAUCCGGUCACCUCGGCGAAAAACGAUCGACUCAUUCAGCUUAUUAUCAAGGGCAUCUUGUAUGAGUCCUGCGUUAAUUACUGCCAAGCAAAAGCUACCGGGUCGAAAGAGAGCGAACAGGUAGAGAUGAGUUUCUCGAGACUGCUGGACGGGUCUGUAGGCUUUAGCGAUUCGGACUUAAGUUUACUCUCAUGGCUUCAAAGUAUACCCCCCGAGACAUUCGCUGUACCCUUCGCGCAAAGAACUCUGAACGUCGACGUGGAGCGCCUGGAGAGACCCUCUCUAGAGACCUCGUGGACGGAGCACAUGCUGAUAACGCCGAUAAAACCGAAAACCUUUCCGCACAGCGCUAUGCCGUUCACCAGACCGAGAUCCGCCGCGGAUAUGAUGUCUCGUAGUUUAGUGCCGGCUCUAGAGGCCGGUCUCGGGCCCAGAAGUCCUGGAUCCAAGAAUACGACCAUACCAUCCGCGGCGCUUAUGGCGCUGUCCAUCGGCGACGUGAACCCGAUGUCCAGGUCGUCCUUUGCUAGCUUCCACCUGACCGGCUUCAAGAACAACAAACUGAUGAAUACUAGCGUCGAUAGGCUCUUUGAGAACGAGGGUGACGUCUUCCUUAGCUCGAAUUACGCCGAGUUCCAACAGUUACCUUCGAUACAAGAGACUCUGACGAAUAUUCAACCUAAAGCUCCACCGAGGACGAGAGGACACUCCAAAAGCCCCGAUGGUGUGGAAAUGGACCCUUCAGCAACAUCCACGCCAGAACGUAGAGUGGCUGGAAGGGAAUCGCCUGCUCUCUCGACCGCCAGGAGUUCCAGAAGAGAUUCUUUGGCGGAGAAGCCUACCGGAGUCACGACCAAAAUUACGGAACCGACCGCCAUCCCAGUUAGAGCGGUAGUAGCUCCUGGCGACCAUCUCGAACAAAGUUAUAACGGUGGCCUGUUCAAGGAGUACCAGAAGCAGAAACAGCGAUUGCAGGAAACCAUUCAGCAAAAGGAAAGGGAGAGAGACGAAUUAGUUAGGCAACUAUCGGCACCGUUACCCAUGCAAGUAGCUGAUAAUAGACUACAAGGAGAAGGCAUAAAGCAGCCAUUGGGGAGCAAAGGACCUUCUCCGGUUCACACGAGUACACCUGUCCGGUCUGGAAUCCAGUCGCCGAAGCCCACAAUCAAUGGAUCAGAUCCAAUCGCGAGACAAAACUCGAUGCCAGGUGGCAUUUAUGACUCAAGGGUGUCGGAGGGACAUUAUGAUAUCAUCAAAUCAAAGCAGGAGCCGAGACCGGAACUCGACACCAGCAACGGAAGCAGCAACGGUGGCGGCAGGCCGCGAUUCGUUCCCGUCACUGCCCUGGAAGACGUGCAGGCAGUUCGAUGCGCCGAAUUCCACCCUCAUGGAAAAUUGUACGCCGUGGGAUCGAAUUCGAAGACGCUACGGAUAUGCGCUUACCCAAAACUGCACGAUGUCAGGGAGGAUCAUCAGACGUAUCAACCCACUGUUCUCUUCAAGAGAACGAAGCAUCACAAGGGUUCCAUAUAUUGCCUUGCGUGGACACCGGAUGGUCGAUUGAUGGCAACCGGAAGUAACGACAAGACUGUGAAAUUGAUGCGUUUCAACGCUGAUACUUCGAACCUUGAAGGACAAGAAGUCGAAUUAACUAUGCACGAUGGUACAGUGCGCGAUCUGUGCUUCCUCGAGGAUACGUCGAACAAAUCGAGUCUUCUGAUCAGCGGUGGUGCUGGCGAUUGCAAGAUUUACGUUACCGAUUGUACGACUGGCACACCUUUCCAAGCCUUAAGCGGUCACAGCGGCCAUGUGCUAACACUUUACAACUGGGGCGGAGCGAUGUUUGUUAGCGGAUCGCAGGAUAAAACAGUCAGAUUCUGGGACUUGAGAACAAGAGGCUGCGUCAAUAUGGUCACACCUGCGACGGUACCUGGUAGUCGGCAUCUGAUUCCACUGCAGGUUGGCAGCCCCGUAGCCGCGCUAUGCGUGGAUCCAUCUGGUCGGCUUUUGGUGUCCGGCCACGAGGAUAGCAGUUGCGUUCUCUUUGACAUUCGCGGUGGCAGGACGGUCCAGUGUUUCAAACCUCACGCAGCGGAUAUCAGGAGCAUACGAUUCUCACCGUCAGCCUAUUACUUAUUGACAGCGGGAUACGACAACAAACUGGUACUCACAGAUUUGCAAGGUGAUCUUACGAUGCCUCUACCUAGCGUUGUAGUAGCUCAACAUCAAGACAAAGUCAUCUCAGGACGUUGGCAUCCGACGGAAUUUUCGUUCCUCAGCACUUCCGCUGAUAAAACCGCAACCCUUUGGGCCUUACCGCCUGUUUAAACACCCAGCAUGGUAACGCGCGCAUUGUUAUUUAUUUCUCCGCUUUUUUUAAAGAAUAUUUUGACACAAUAAUUCAUCUUCAACUGCGUUGUCUGGAUGUAUGAUUUAUAUUGAGUCAACCGCAUAAAAGAUUCAUAUUAGAUUUUCGAGUUUUUCGACAGACAUUAUGAACACAAAACAAAAUGAACAGUUUCGAGCGAUAUCAACAUAGCUAAUGCGUAUCUAUGUAAUAGCGCAUAAUUUAACCAUGACCACAAUUAAAAUUAUUCUUUGAUUUAUGUGACAGCGUCAUUAACUCGCAGCAAAGUAUUGCGAAGGUUAAAUAUUCAAACGAUUAAAACCUAACAAGUUGAAGACUCAGCUUAGAAGGGGGGUAGAAAACACGUUGAUUGGACACAUUAUCGUACAAACAUCGAUAACAUUGUUUUUAUAAUUACGAAUUUGAUACCGGGAAUCACAAGACUGUGGACGAAUAAUCGAUUCGAUUCUGCUUUAUAGCUAUACGAAGCAGAAUUGUAUAUCGCGAGUUUGAAAUAUCUUCUUUUUACACAAUGUGGGGAUAGGUUUUCAGAUUUCAACAGAUAUUCUUUUCACGCAUGCGUACUUAUCAAAUCCGCGAUGCGAUAUAUCCCUUCCCCCCCUUCUUAAAUAUAAUUUUGUUAUAAUCAGAGAUGCCUGUAUUGUAAAUACACGUUAAGGUAAGUUAAGAAAAUUUUAGUAAUACGAUAUUCGUGCUCCUGUACAAAAAGGACGUAUUAAUUUCUAAUUGAAUACUCUUUUAUUUUCGCUCAGUAUCACGUUAUCUGCAUUGUUUCGUAACGUUUAAAUAGAGACAUUUGAUAGAUUGUCCUAUUUGUUAUUUUAUUCUUGUUUCACUAAAAAAAACGUUGCUUUUUUGCGUAAUUUGCGCGCGCAUACGUUCAACUUAUAAAUGCUCCUACUUCCAUCUCCAUAUUAUCGACUCACAAGCCAAAUAUACACAUGCGUUCUAGUAUACAUAGAUAUAUACUUAUAUAUCCGCAUUUUCGCGAAGAAAUUAUAUACGUACGCUCAUAUUAAUCGCUAUUUUUUACGAAUUAAGAUAAUUAAUAUAAAUCGAGAGAGUUUAUCCGAGCGUCGAAUUACGCGAUUUGUCGCGACAUGUGAGUACGUUUACACAAAUCGAAGAAAGAUAGUAUUCUUCAGUAAUAUAAAGUCGUAAGGACUAACAAUUAGAGAUUUAAGUUGCUUGUUGCAAUCGCCAAAGCUCGCAGUAGCAUCAAAACUAAAACAGAGAGAUGUCUUGUUUCGAAUUGUUAAAAGCAAUUUUUUCUUAUAGAUGAUAGCAAUUUGAUGGGACGCAGUUUCUGUAAAUAUAUAGUUGGCAAUUGAACUCGCUAAUUCCUUGAUUUUAUCAUUGAUCUGUCGGAUAACGAUGCACGCAAUCAUAUCAUAGUUUAUUUUUAUUCCUACUUCAACAUUGACGCUCUUAAGAGAGUUUCAUUUUGUUCUAUUAGCAUAUAUUUUUGGCGUACGGACAAAUCAUAUCUUAAGAUUGCAUACGUAUUUGAAAAGAAUGGAAAAGUGAUUUAUAAGAUAUAUUAAAAGCAAAAUACGAUAAAGGGAACACGGGUGAAUGAUAAGGAAGUUAGAGUUAACCGCUCGCCAAAUAAAUUCAUGAUUUUUCACAGUCAAUCAUUCGCAAGAUCGCAUGGAAUGUGAUAUUGCGAUUAGAAUUAAUUAAUUAUUCAAUUAUUCGUUAUUAAUUAAUUCGUUAUUAAUUAAUUAUUAUUUAUACAAUAAUUUAAACUUUCUUUUUUAUGCAAAAUCUUUUUAUAAAACUAAUUGUCACGAAUAUUUCAUUGUUUCUAAAUCUGUUCAAUAUUAUCGAAUAUUUUUAAAAUGGUUCUUACAGAAAUCCAAAGCUUUACGAAUAUAGAUAAUGGAUAUAGAUAACCGGGUAAUAUUGGCGAAUAUUUGUGCAUUUAUGUUAUACUUAAAAUUUUUAUUGAUUCUGCAUGUUUUGCGUUUCAGAUCUUGCUAUUCAAUAGGUUUGUCUUCCCGCUUCGUAUGCAUUUUGCAAUGAUUGACAGAAGAGAUCAGAGAAUAACGAUGGCGAGCAAACGGAAUAGAACGAAAGCAAUUAUUUGUAAUUCAACGCAAGCAUUUGCUUCCAUGUAGCAAUUUAUCGUGCCUUCUGUCGUGGCUGCUUUCGGCGAUUCACACAUUUAUUUUUGUAUUUUUUUGUGAACUCUUAUUCUCCUCCUUCAACCCCGCAUUCCACAACGGUAAUCUCCCCAUCUCGUCUCACAAUGUAUUCAAACGAGUUCGUAAACGUCUGAAGUAAAAGUCUCUCGCUAUCUCGUACUCGAGUAUUACCGCAUAACGCACUAUACAUAUAUAUAGUAUAUAACUUAUAACUUUGUACUUUUCUUGUAGAUACGAUUAUAAUAUGUCACGUCUAAUUUAAACAACAAUAAAAUUUACGUUAUUAAA
Messenger RNA from Formica exsecta, 5400 nucleotides. RefSeq names its product WD repeat-containing protein 47. The record is from RefSeq and is a predicted model, not a curated record. NCBI's taxonomy places the organism in Eukaryota, Metazoa, Arthropoda, Insecta, Hymenoptera, Formicidae. The transcript is spliced from 10 exons. Gene Ontology annotation, molecular function: protein binding. Bases 37 to 2925 code for a protein of 962 amino acids.